UGAUAUUCUAGUAGCYCKCGCAGUUUUAUAUUCAAUUCACAUUUCAAAGUUCUGUCCUCGAUUAGACAGGUGAUGAUGGCUUUGACUCAUUAGAGAGCUCUCUUAAAUUAAGAAGAAUUCUUAAGCCACCAACCAAUCAGCGAUAAAYAGCGUUUAUACGAACCGACCAUGUCAUAGCCGGAGUAUAUGUUAUUGCAACAACGUUCACGGAACCAAAUCGYSAGCGAGCUAGAUUGAAACUAGCAAAACAUGUCCGCAAAUAACUCAAGUAACACCGAUGCGAGUCAACACAAUCCGUGGGAYGAUGCAAUAUGGAUUCUUACUUGUUCUUUUAUAAUUUUCACGAUGCAGUCAGGUUUUGGUCUUCUUGAGUCUGGUAUGGUCUCAAGGAAGCACGAAAUUAACAUUCUUGUCAAGAAUAUUGCAGAUGUUUURUUCGGAGGGCUAGCGUUUUGGAUGUUCGGCUACGCGUUUAGUUUUGGCAACAAACCRGGCGCYAACAUGUUUAUAGGUUUUGGGGAUUUUUUCGUCGAUGCGGAUGGCGAUGAAAUGGGAUGGGUAUACUCUAGAUUCUUUUUCCAAGCUUCGUUUUCCACAACUGCGACUACAAUAGUAUCGGGAUCGAUGGCAGAACGAGUUAAACUUGAGGCUUACUGCCUUUUUUCUUUCCUAAAUACAAUUAUUUUCUGUAUGCCGGCUCAYUGGCUGUGGUCAGAGGUUGGCUGGCUGCGGGCGAUCGGUGCGUAUGAUGCAGCGGGAGCCUGUACUGUUCAUCUUGUUGGAGGUGUCACGGGMCUUGUCGCCACCAUGAUCCUUAAGCCACGGUCCGGGCGUUUUGAGGAUGAUGAUGCUGAUUUGGGACAAAUGGGGGCUCCUUCUACUGCUAUUCUUGGACUCUUCAUGCUUUGGUGGGGCUGGCUUGCKUUAAACUGCGGAAGCACAUUCGGUGUCACWGAUGGAAAGUGGAAGAUCGCUGCCAGGGCUGCAGUCAUGACCAUUAACGCUUCCGUAGGAGGAGGAAUAACGGCUAUUUUAUUGAGUUAUUUUACCAAGCAGCGAAAAUUCGACGUGAAAUUCUUAAUACGUGGAGUUCUUGGUUCCCUAGUAAGCAUUUCAGGAAUAUGUGGCUAUGCACAUCCUUGGGAAGCGAUCAUAAUUGGUGCCCUGGGUGCUCUCAUCGCGUGCUAUAGUGUUCCUUUUCUAGAGCACCUCCACAUCGACGACCCWGUGGGAAGUGUYUCGAUUCAUUUAUUCCCAGCGAUAUGGGGAAUGAUAGCAACAGGACUAUUCCUCAARGCAAACACGAUUGUCACGAUGCACAAAGGGGGUAUUUUCUCGACAGGAACGUUUAAAUUCCUAGGAGUACAGAUACUUGCAACGCUAGUCACAUCGGUUUGGUGCGCAAUCAUGGCAUUCAUUAUACUGUUCAUCAUCAGUAAGACAAUAGGACUCCGGGUUUCUUACCAGGAGGAAGUCUUGGGGGCRGAUAUCGUAGAGCACUCCUUAGGGGGGUACUCUAAGGCACGUAGGGGUGGGGUGUCCCAGGCUGCCUCSAAUAAYAUACAUAGUAAAAACGUUGAAGCAGAUAUCGACACCAUUAAGGAUAACCUGGAAAGACUAAGAAGACUCGCCGAUAUGCAUAUCAUGAACGAGACUGAAGACGYUAGCCAUAUWAGCCAUAGCAGAAGAGAGUCUGCWGAAGACGAUACGGGUUCUGAAUUCGAAGAACCGAUCGUUCCUCCCCCACGUGUUCGAUUUGUUUACAAUUAAAGAUACAAAGACCAUUACUAAAGAUUGCAGAAGAAAGAAAUCAACUUUCUAAGUACAUGUAUUUUAAUGAUAAAAAUAACAUGACCUUUACCAUGUGGGAACAAGGAUUUUUUGUAUUGUUACGCAUGCGUGGAGKUAUGCGACAAACGUCCUUUGCAACAUUGGCACUGAAGGUUUGAACUUCCUUGAUGAAAUUUUUGUGCAGCCUUCUAACUUGUUUYGGUCAUACAAAAUGUCUUACUAACAACCAUUUGUAUAAUUCUGUCCAAYUUUCCAUUCUGGAAAUCUGUUAUUUGUAGAUUUUAUUAGCACUGCUAAGCUGGAGUCAUUGGACAAGGCGCAAUGUUUCACUCUGUUAUCCCRGAAUGCUUUGACAAUGAAAUAAAUCUUUUUUACUAACGUU
Messenger RNA from Exaiptasia diaphana, 2173 nucleotides. RefSeq names its product putative ammonium transporter 3. The coding region runs from base 250 to 1770 and encodes 506 amino acids. Gene Ontology annotation, biological process: ammonium transmembrane transport; ammonium homeostasis. Gene Ontology annotation, cellular component: membrane. NCBI's taxonomy places the organism in Eukaryota, Metazoa, Cnidaria, Anthozoa, Actiniaria, Aiptasiidae. Gene Ontology annotation, molecular function: ammonium channel activity. The transcript is spliced from 4 exons. The record is from RefSeq and is a predicted model, not a curated record.